Copidosoma floridanum is the source of this 1238-nucleotide messenger RNA. RefSeq names its product endonuclease G, mitochondrial (gene EndoG). The record is from RefSeq and is a predicted model, not a curated record. Gene Ontology annotation, molecular function: RNA endonuclease activity; nucleic acid binding; metal ion binding. NCBI's taxonomy places the organism in Eukaryota, Metazoa, Arthropoda, Insecta, Hymenoptera, Encyrtidae. Gene Ontology annotation, cellular component: mitochondrial inner membrane; nucleus. Gene Ontology annotation, biological process: apoptotic DNA fragmentation.
ACAAACAAACCAGACCUGCAUUGCAUAAAAUAAAAGAUUUUGGCACUGGCAAGCGCAUGAUGUGCAUCAUUUUGUUACCUUCAAACGUCCUGCGUGUUGCCGACCCUAAAUAAAAAGAGCACACCCUUACCUCGCAAAUUUAAAGGUCGACCCAUCAACUCUUGUUGUAACCCAACCAUUAGCAAAUUAGCACACAUUACUCAUCAGUCUGGGCUUUUUCCUGCGGAACACGUGAAAAAUGUCAUCGUGGCGAGGAUUAAUGAAGUUGUCCUCGGUCACGGGAGCAGGACUCGCCGGCUGGUUCGCGGGCAAACAUUACGAGCGUCACGUUGUCGGUGUCGAGCAUCAGCCUCGGCGCUCGUCGUUUCUAUCCGCUGCCAAUGUCAAGAGCAUGCCGGGUCUGCCGAUUUUCGGCAGCGUGUCCGCGGCCUCGCCCCUGCCUCCGACAGAUUCGAAUACCGUCGACGUCGACCACAACAACAUGGGAUCCAAACUGUCCACCACUGGAUCCAGGCUCAGCCAAAUAAUGAAAUACGGAUUUCCAGGGUUGGAUCAGGUGAGGUCCUAUGAUGAUUUCGUUCUGUCAUACGACAGAAGAAAUAGAGUGGCUCAUUGGGUGUUUGAACAUCUCUCUCAAGAGAGAUUAAACACGAACAAGAAUAUCGACAGGUCAAAGUGUGAAUUUGUACCUGACCCCAGCAUUCAUCCUUUCUUUCGAUCUGAUAACAGAGACUACAAACGAAGCGGAUACGACAGGGGACACUUGGCAGCAGCUGGAAAUCACAAAAUGGAUCAAAAGCACAUACAACAGACGUUUUACUUGACAAACAUGGCGCCACAAGUUGGAGUGGGCUUCAACAGGGAUUCUUGGAACAGGCUGGAAAUAUACGUGAGGAAACUGACAAAGAUAUACAAAGACGUGUACGUCUGCACAGGACCCCUAUACUUGCCAAAACUUGAACCAGAUGGAAAAAAAUACGUCAAAUACGAAGUUAUUGGUGCCAAUCAUGUAGCUGUACCAACACAUUUUUACAAAAUUGUUGUUGGAGAAACUUCUGACGCGAAAUUAGAAAUGGAGGCGUUUGUUAUGCCAAAUGCCCCAAUUGACAAUGAUGCUCCACUUGAGAACUUUAGAGUGCCACCAGAAAGUGUAGAAAGAGCAGCAGGAUUAUUGUUCUUUGACAAGGUAGCGAGAAAUAAGUUACACAAAAUCAAUGGCAAAAAAGUAAGUUGAAAUA